AUGGCACCUUGUAAGGAGUGGAUGAAACAUUCCCGAAAUGAUCGUUUGAAUGUUGCAUAUGAAAUAGGUGUUGAAAACUUUUUAAGAUAUGCAUUUGAAAAGUCGGGAGAAAUAGAAAAGAUUAAAUGUCCUUGUGUAAAAUGCUCGAAUGCAUCAUUUCAAUCUCUAAAUAUGGUCAAAGAUCACUUAUUAACUUAUGGAAUCAUCGAGGGUUAUACAUUUUGUAUCACCGGGGAAAGAGUUGGGGAGGAUACCUUUGAAUCACAAUCUAGUGAAGAAGUAGGAGAUGAUGAGUUACUAGAUGAUGAUAACGAAAAUGAGAUGGAUACAAUACUUAGGGAUUUUUUUCCUAAUUGUAGUGGUUUUGCUGAAAAUGACUCCUCUAGUGAAUUACGGGUUGAAGAUCUGAAUGAGGACGCUAAGAAAUUCUUUAGAUUGUUUGAUGAUAUGCAAAAGCCAUUAUUUCAAGGUGCUAAGUCCUCAAGAUUGUCAACAAUUGUUAACUUGCUUCAUAUUAAAACUCUUGGGAGGUGGAGUAAUGACUCAUUUACUAUGUUAUUACAAUACUUGAAAGAUCAUUUGUUACCAAAAGACUCAACUCUUCCUACUUCCUAUUAUGAUGCAAAGAAGACCACUAAAGAUUUAGGGCUUUCAUAUAAAAAGAUUAAUGCUUGUGUUAACGAUUGUAUGUUGUUUUGGAAAGAUGAUGAACAAUUAGAAUAUUGCAAAAUUUGCAAUGCUUCUAGGUGGAAGCAAGGUAAGAAUAGUGGGGAAAUUAGAAUGAAGGAAUAUGGUAAAAGAAUACCUGAAAAGGUCCUCCGAUAUUUUCCGCUUAAGCCAAGACUUCAACGUUUGUUCAUGUGCUCUAAGACAGCUCAUCAUAUGAGAUGGCAUCAUGAAAGGUCUGUCAAAGAUGGGGUUAUUGAACUCCCCGCAGAUGGGAAAGCAUGGCAACAUUUUGAUGAGAAAUAUGCACCUUUUUCUUCUGAAUCUCGUAAUUUUAGGUUAGGGCUUAUAAGUGAUGGAUUUAAUCCCUUUUCUAAUGUUGCAAAACCGUAUAGUAUUUGGCCUGUGAUGCUAGUUCCAUACAAUUUGCCUCCUUCGAUGUGUAUGAAACCUUCUAGUAUGCUAUUAGCAAUGCUUAUACCUGGUCCAAAGGGUCCUUGCGAUGCUAUUGAUGUAUAUUUGCAGCCUUUGAUGGAAGAGCUUAAAGAGUUCUGGGAAGUUGGUGUUGAAACUUAUGAUGCAUCAAAAAAAGUAAUUUUCAAAAUGCGUGCGGCUUUGCUGUCAACUAUCAAUGAUUUUCCUGCUUAUGGAAUGUUAUCUGGAUGCAGUACUAAGGGGAAGAGAGCAUGUCCUUGUUGUCAUAAAUAA
Messenger RNA from Beta vulgaris subsp. vulgaris (sugar beet), 1374 nucleotides. RefSeq lists its product as uncharacterized. Lineage: Eukaryota; Viridiplantae; Streptophyta; Magnoliopsida; Caryophyllales; Amaranthaceae. The coding region runs from base 1 to 1374 and encodes 457 amino acids. The record is from RefSeq and is a predicted model, not a curated record. The transcript has a single exon.